Messenger RNA from Eupeodes corollae, 1078 nucleotides. RefSeq lists its product as uncharacterized. NCBI's taxonomy places the organism in Eukaryota, Metazoa, Arthropoda, Insecta, Diptera, Syrphidae. Gene Ontology annotation, cellular component: chitin-based extracellular matrix. The transcript is spliced from 2 exons. The coding region runs from base 170 to 934 and encodes 254 amino acids. Gene Ontology annotation, molecular function: structural constituent of chitin-based larval cuticle. The record is from RefSeq and is a predicted model, not a curated record.
CCGGAACAUCAAUACCGCGCUGAAAGUAAAGUCGUGCUGUGUCUCUAAAGACGCUAUCGUUCCAUCUUAUUAAAAAAUUAAAAAUAACAAAUUUAAUUGUUGUGAAUACUUUCUGCUAAGUUUAUAACUGAAGGUGUAAAUUAAAAAUAUAAACUUAAAUUAAUUGAAGAUGCAGUCUAUUGUGAUUGCCGUGUUACUUCUGGUUGUUCCAACCAUAUAUUGUGAGAACAUCUUUAAAAUCAACAUCAGUCCUGAGGAAGCCCAACAAUUUUUGAAAUCAUCAAACCUUAAUAUUGACUACGCACCAAAAACCGGUGAAAAUCCCUUACCAGUUGUUCAAAAUGAAAAAGGAGAAUUUAUCUAUCAAGGACGCAAAAUAGACAAUCCUUCCGAGUACGUGGAAGAACAUUACACUGCCCAUCAAUACCAUGGUCAAGAUGGUUUAGGUCAAUACGUCUAUGGCUACAAAGACUGGAAUCAAGGCAAAGCUGAAGAGAAAACUGAAGAUGGUGUCGUUAAAGGCACAUACAAAUAUGUAAACCCAAGAGGUCGUGACUUUAUUGCAAAUUACUAUGCCGACCAUACUGGUUUCCAUCAUGAAGACAAUCGACCAGAAAGGGAGAAGGCUCCAGCUACUGAAACACCAGCUGUAAAGGCUGCCAAGGAGGAACAUUUCCGGUUGUGGAGUGAAUUGGCAGCAGCUAAUGGUCAAAAUCCCGAUCCUUUCAGUAGUGAUUAUCAGAGAGAAGGUCAAUAUGUUCCUUCUGCUUCGGAUACUGCUUAUGAACACAUCGAACCUAAGUACAUUCCUUCAGAUGAAGAAAAGGGUGAACCUCGUGGAUUCUUUUACAGCUUUGAUUAUUCUACUCCAUUGGGACGCAAAAUUAAGGAGAGAGAAGAAUUAGAAAGAUUGCGGGCGGAAAAUAAUCAUUAAAUACAUUUUUAUUAAACAAUGCUUUAAUGUACAUAUGUAUACAUACAUUACCUACUAUAUGAAUAUAUUAUCGCCAUAAAUAAGUUAAGAAUACAUUUUUAUUUAAUAAUAAAUUAUAUAUUAGAUUAUUCCGAACCAAUAAAA